AUGAGUGGGGUCACCCAUCUUGACGUGGAGUCCUUCUUCGACAAGAUCAACAAACAUGUCGGACUGAAGUAUGCUUUUGCUGGGAUCGGGCUCGGAAGCAACGCUUUCUUGGUGAACCUCAAGAACAAGGCUACCCUGACAUUCGUGGAGAAGGCCCUAGAACGAGCCCUUGGCUCUCAAUACAGCGCGGAGGCCGUCGCAACGAGCACCGGACAGAAGUUCGUCCCCGGAGAACGCCAAAACGAAGGACGGUGUAAGACGACCAUAGAGCUCGAGGCAGCAGCUGCAUCAGCGGCGGCAUCGCAUAUCGGAGAUUCGCCCGCAAGAAUAUUUGUUCUCGUCGGUGUGUCGCAGAGAGCAACGUACUCGUACAACACCCAGGCAGGUCUUGUCAAGGUGGGGAAGAAUGAAGAACGCACGGCUUGUCCCCUUGAAAAUGGGAACCCCGUGCCAGCAGGCGAACAAGCCGGUGUCGCCUCUGGCCUCGUCGCGCCCCAUCAUCAGGGACGAACCGCGGACGUGGUGGGCGCAGCAGCACCGGCACCCGCAACCACCCGCCCGGGGCAGGAGUCGGAGCACCAACUCAAGGUCACGGUGCACGAAGCCUUAGAGCUGGAAAGGUGGGAUUUUCUGUAUGACACCACAAGCACACCUUUGCAAUCGGUGCCAGUUUUGGCUCCGAUCAUGAACAGGAACUGGGAAGAGGCGAGGGCGAAGAGAGAUGGAAAAGAGGCCCACCAGAUUCAGAAAACUGCUGCCGGCGGGGAGUUUUCGGCGCUGAAAUCGUUUGUGGACCAGGGAAGCCAGAACGUCAUGGAAACAGAGCGCCUGAGUCCGCAAGUCCAAUUCGACACGAUCACCGCCGUUCGGCAAACGCUUUCGACAGGGCACGAUCCCUCUUUCCAUGUGCCAAAGCUCGUCGAGUUUGUCGAGAACGAAGGCGACCCCGCUCUGCAGCUUGAGUCGGUCAGGUUGUUGGCGACGAUCUCUGGCAGUCACACGCAUGCGGUUGUCAUACAUGGCGCCGUUCCGAUCUUCGUACGUCUUCUCACGAACCCCAAUGACGACGUCCGAGAAGAGGUGGUGCGCGCAGUAGGACACAUCGCGGGAUACUCCUCCUUGUCCGGCGACAUGGUUCUCCAGCGAGGCGCAUUGGGUACCCUACUCCAGCACCUACUCCAGCAGCUGACGGACCGAUCUUCGCUGUCGAUGCAACGGGUAGCCACGUGGGCACUGUCAAAAUUCUACGUCGGGAAUUCGUUGCCCAGGUUGGAGCAAGUCAGUCCAGCGUUGCCCACCCUGACGUGGCUGAUACACUCCGUCGACGAAGAGGUGCUGACAAACUCGUGCGCGGCUCUAGGCUGCCUUUGCACCCCGCGGUUGGGAACAUCUUUAUAUCCAAGGGUAAAUAGAGAAAUGGUCCAGGCGGUGGCCGGAGCCGAAGUCUGCCAGCGCCUAGUGGAGUUGCUGGAUCACACCUCUCCUGCCGUGCAGAUGCAAGCUUUGUUCGCCAUCAAUGGAAUCGUUUCGAGCGAGGACCAGCAUACGCGGAUCGUUGCAUCAGUUAUCCGGAUCGCCACCGAGGUGGGCGGGCUGGAGGACGUCAGGAAGUGGGUCCCGCUCCUGUUGAAUCUCUUGGAGAAUGACGGAGCCCAAGUCAUUUUCGAGGUGGAUCCUGACUCCGAUGCAUGGCGGCGGCUCCGACAUCUGCUCAGCUCGUCGAAUACAGAAGUCCGCGAAAAUACUUGUCAAGUCAUCCGCAGGAUCACGUUGGGCAACAAGGAGCAGACUCGGGCCAUGAUCGAGGCCGGCAUCGUACCUGCCCUCAUCCAGCUCCUUUCCGAUCUGAAUCCUGAUACUAGGCGGUAUGUUGCGUCAGUCUCGAACGCCACUGAGGUAGGCGAGCCGGAGGAAGUGGGGAGAUGGGUGCCGCUUCUGUUGGACCUCUUGCAGAAUGAUGACACCCAACUCUUGGUGAAGGUGCUCACGAUCCUUGAGAUAAUCCUCCAGGUGGUUCGUGACUCCGAUGCAUGGCAGCCGCUUCGCCGUCUGCUCAGCUCGCCGAAUACAAAAGUCCGCGAUAGGACAUGUCAAGUCAUCCACAGGAUCACGUUAGGCAGCAAGGAGCAGACUCGGGCUAUGGUCGAGGCCGGUAUCGUACCUGUCCUCAUCCAGCUCCUUGCCGAUGUGAACUACGACAUUCGAUCGCACGCUGCAUCAGCUAUCUCUAACGCCACCAAGUUAGGCGAGUCGGAGGAAGUCAGGAGAAGGAUCCCGCUCCUGUUGAGCCUCUUGGAGCAUAUAUAUUUUUACGAAGUCAUGGUAGACGUGCUCGAGAUCAUUGAGGAAAUCCUUGAGCGCGGUGACACGGAUGCGAAGGCGCAAGGGCAGGAGAUGAACCAGAUGGCUACGUGCAUGGCGGAAUGCGGAGGAUGGAAGCACCUUGAAUGUCUCGAACGUUUCGGUCUAUCUGAAUCCGUCGACGGAUUAGGUUUCUUCGACAUCAGCCCAAAGGUUCGGAGAAACUUGACGAGACUCCUGUUUGUGUACGCCAUGUACCUGAUGUUCAACUUGAUAUUUUUCUCCCUUAACUUAAUAUGCUGA
This is a messenger RNA of Ectocarpus siliculosus, 2604 nucleotides long. The record is from the annotation of a GenBank genome assembly. Lineage: Eukaryota; Phaeophyceae; Ectocarpales; Ectocarpaceae.